AUGCCCGCCCCCUCUAACACCCUUCUCAUCGAGGGUUCUUUCUCUGAGCUCGCCGACGAGUUCGCCCAGUACAUCGACGCUCUCCGCAAAGAGGGCAGCCUCCAAACCGAGAUCGCCCCGCUCCUCGAGCCUCUCCGCCAGCAGGAACAGUCUGAGGGCGAAGCCGACCUUAAGCAGCGCGAUGAAGUCCUCAAGAAGCUCGUCUCAUCAGCUACCGCUCUGAGCAGUGCCCCCGAAAAGGAGAUCACAUCCGCCUACAACUUGCUGGUUCACCUUGUUCACCAGUCCUCUGACGCCGAUGUCUUCCUUCCUCGCAUCUGCACUUAUCUCGCCAAGCCCAUCACCACCUCCCCUCAGUUUGGCCCUACCCUCGCCAUUUCAAUCCUCACCACCAUUUUCAACACCCUCUCUUCCACCGACUCCAGCCGCUACCACGUCCUCCUGGCCAUCGUUGCUGUCAUCCGCCAGUCUGGAUCCGGAAUCGCCUUUGAGGCUCUCAAGCCCCAAUUGGCCUCCCAGCUCCCCACAUGGCUCUCAUCUUGGGAACUGGAGAGCGGCGAUGCUCGCAAGCUGCACGUUGCCAUUGCCGAAGCUGCCACCGCCGCCGGUGACGAGGAACUCUCCCAGUCGCACAUUGUGCAAGCCCUGGCCACCAUCGAUGCCGCGGACGUCAGCAAGCCCGAAUCUCGUGAUCUUGCCGUUCGCGCUCUCGCCACUGCCCUGCGCCGUUCCUCCGCCCUCCGCACCAGCGACAGCGCUCUCUUCGAGCUCCUCGAGAUUUUCACCUCCGACACCCUCGAGGCCUACGAAACUUUCGUCGCCGCCAACCCUCUCUCCUCCAUCUCCGGCGGUGUUCUCGCCGAGUCCGCCGAUGCCCUGCAGAGCAAGAUCCGUCUCCUUACCCUCACCUCGCUGGCAUCUGCCACCCCCUCGCGCUCGCUCCCCUACGCUACCAUCGCCUCCGCUCUGCGCGUCCCCGCCUCCGAAGUCGAGGUCUGGGUUAUCGACACCAUUCGUGCCGGUCUUGUCGAGGGUAAGCUGUCUCAGCUGAAGUCCGAGUUCCUUGUUCACCGCGCCACCUACCGUGUCUUCGGCGAGAAGCAAUGGUCCGAGGUGCAAGGUCGCCUCAUGGUCUGGCGCCGUUCCCUCGAGAGUGUCCUCAGCGUCAUCCGCUCCGAGCGUGAGCGUUUCGCUCGCGAGGGUGCCCAGGCUGCUAUUGAGCAAGAGGCCAGCAAGGGCCGCAACGCCAACGGUGACCGUCGACGGAUCCAGACUCAGGUCGAGGCCGCUGAGUAA
Penicillium brevicompactum is the source of this 1296-nucleotide messenger RNA. RefSeq names its product PCI domain protein. Gene Ontology annotation, molecular function: translation initiation factor activity. The record is from RefSeq and is a predicted model, not a curated record. Gene Ontology annotation, cellular component: eukaryotic translation initiation factor 3 complex; cytoplasm. Gene Ontology annotation, biological process: cytoplasmic translational initiation. The coding region runs from base 1 to 1296 and encodes 431 amino acids. The transcript has 3 exons. Lineage: Eukaryota; Fungi; Ascomycota; Eurotiomycetes; Eurotiales; Aspergillaceae.